UAUUUAUUGAAGAUUGCUCUAUGGCCACCACCGAACGAAUACUUCUUUUAUGUGGAUAAUGUUCCACCACGUGAACGAAAAGAAAUCGAGGGGCAUGCUGAGGCGAUUGAAAUUGCUGAGCGGAAGAAGAAGAUUCCCAAGAUUUUGCGGGUUCUUGAGAUGAUUCGAGGACACCCUUGCGCUGACGACAUCGAAGAUGUCGAGGCUUUCAUCGUUCGCACCAGGAGGAACAAUUAUGUCGCAUGUGUCCGGAUUCCAGUCUCUGGCAUUCCCAGAUAUUCGAUCCUCUACUCACAUCCAAAUGCCAGCGAUCUGAGCGAUCAUCUGGUUGGAGUGCCGAAUCUGAUAGAUAUGGCAAGAUUUCACAAGUGUGACGUCUAUUCUUAUGACUACUGCGGAUACGGUAUCAGUUCAGGAUAUGCAAGUGAAUCGAAUAUGAAGGCUGAUAUUAGGGCUGUUUAUGACGUUAUAUUUUUUACUUGUGCGAAGCGAAAUCCUGAUCAAAUUGUUCUAAUCGGUUAUUCGAUAGGAUGUUUUGCCAGUGUCGAUCUAGCAUGUUCCAUAACGCGGCCUCCUGCUGGAUUAAUUUUGCAAUCUCCGCCUGCAUCUGUACUGAGAGUGCUUCUAUGGGAAAGAGCUUGCUUUAAGAAGCCAUUUGAGCGACAGUCAUGCUGUGCGGAUCGUUUCUGCACAUACGAUAAGAUCGCAGGAGUUCGUGUCCCUAUACUAGUUAUUCAUGGGGAAGACGAUCGAACAGUACCCCUCGUCCACGGUAAAGCGGUUUGCCAAAAAGCAGCGGCUCCCUUAUGGUUGAGAGCUAGUCAUGACAAUGUGGAAAAUUGCCGAGAAACAUGGCUCCGUAUAAGAAAAUUUAUUAAAUAG
Molecule: messenger RNA, 882 nt
Organism: Haemonchus placei
Lineage: Eukaryota; Metazoa; Nematoda; Chromadorea; Rhabditida; Trichostrongylidae
Source: the annotation of a GenBank genome assembly